UUAAAAAAUUGAAAUUCUACACUUAAACAAAUUUCUUUUCUUUAAGUUUCCACUUUAACAACAAGCACAGCGUACCUAAAACAAAGUGUCAUUUCGGGCAAUAUUCAAUUAUUUAAAGAAUGAUUCAAUAAUAUAAUGCACACUUGGCGUAUAAUCAUUGAAUUUAUUAUAAAUUCUUUAUUAUAAAUUCGAUGGUAUAAUUUACUAAUUCCCAUAGUAGAUAUUUAACUGUAAAGUAGACACGGCGCACUGUUUUUGACCUCUCCCGCCCUUGCCUUCUAACCGUUACUUUAACCACUGCAGUUUUAACCCUCGCUAAUCUUUUAUCAGCUGUAUUUUUGUUAUUAACUAUUAAGAUGAGCAAUUUAAACAUAGAAUAUUGUUGCACAUGCUUAAAAGUGUGUUCCGAGCAAGACAAGUUCUUAAGUUUAGGUUUCUUUUCAUCACAGCAGGUUACGUACAGGAAAAAGUUAAAAUUUUGUGUACCAGAAAUGGGGCCCGAAAUCGACGUCGACUCGUACAUGUGUAAACCCUGCUCGAUUGCGCUCGAACAGGCGUAUACUUUUCGAUGUAUGUGCAUACGUACGGAGGGUAUGCUGAAUUCGUUUCGAGUUAAAGGCAAUUUGAAGGACGGGAACGGUAUUAAAAAGGAUCUCAUACAGCUUUUGCUGACGCAGAACAAUACAGAUUUGUUGCCCAAAUUAAAUAGGUCGUUGAGUAAUUCGCAUUCUGUGGUUAACAUAGAUGAGCAUAAUAGUGUCGAAAUUAUACGCGAGCUUGGAAGUUUGUUGUCGGAAAGUCUCUCCAACACUAAGAAUGAAAUAGAAAUAUCACGCCUCUCCCGCCCUAAGAACGAAAUAGAUUUGUCACGGCUCUCCAACAGUAAGAAAGAAAUAGAAUUAUUAAGCCUCUCUGAGACUAAGAAGAAAAUAGAAAGUCCAAAUCUGUCAGACAUUGAGCAGAAUAUAGAAUCGACAAGCCUCCCCAGCACUAGGUCAAGAACAGAAACGUCGAGCGUUUCCGACACUAAGAAGAAAAUAGAAACGCCAAGCGUCUCCGACACUAAGAAGCAAAUAGGAACGUCAAGCCUUUCCGGCACUAGGGGAAGAAGAGAAACAUCAAGCCUUCCUGACGUUAAGAGGAGAUUAGAAACGUCAAGUCCUUACAACACGAGACGAAACAUAGAAAGCCCCUCCGUCAUCACCAAGAGGGAAACGGAAACGUCGAAAAUUAAGGUGAAAAAGAGACCCGCCUCCCCUCCGCUUCCUCAGGCGAAACGGCGAUGUUUAACGGAUGACGAAAUAAUAACGCUGUCGUGCAAGACGGAUCCCGAAUUGCGGAACGUGUCCCCUCAAGAAUUGAAGUGUCAGGUGACGCUAGAAAAGUUAACCAUUACCGAAUUACCGGUGAUCAUACCCAGCAGGCCUUCGAACACCCGGGCGAGCAAACAGCAAAAGGAAUUCCCUUGUAAUAAAUGCGGCAAAGUGCUUAAGAAGAAGGAGUAUUACUAUUCGCACAUACUCAAACAUUCGAAUAUACGGGCUUUCAGGUGUAAGCUAUGUCCCUCGGCUUACUUUUCGGCCGAUGCUUUGCGUACGCACAAACGGAGGCAACAUCCCAAUAACGUGCCGCCGACGACGACGGCAAAUGAAGUAAAACCGAAAAUCGAAAGCGCUCAGAAGACCGUCCCGAAACCGAAACCAGUGACGCCGCGUUCCAACAAAAACGCUCGCGGCAAAACGGACGAAGGUCAAGAGGUGUUUAAUUGUCUUUAUUGCGCGUUUCAGACAUCAUCAAAGCCCAUAUUCACUCAACAUGUCACUCUACAUACGGUUAGGGGAAAAUACCCAUGUCCGCAUUGUCGGAAGAAUUUCAUCCCGUUUUGGGGUUUGAGCAAGCAUGUACGCGAAAUGCACGCUAAGACGAACUCUUCUCCACCAAAAAAACAGAUUACGAAAGCGUUACCGAUCAUUAUUAAAUCGGAGCCCGUCACCGAACCGGAACCACAGUGCGAGGAGCCUCCAAAACUACCCGCGUGUGUCAAACAAGAAUCUAAAAAUAUCGAAACAAACCACGACGCUAGCGUACCGCCCGUAAAAAAGAGGAAAAAAUACUUUUGUCCGCAGUGUAACAGCGAAUUUUCCAGUCGCGAUCACGCGAACAUUCACACCGGCGAAAAACCGUACACUUGCGCCAUCUGCUUGAAAAAGUUCGGCGCGUACACAACGCUACGAGUGCAUAGGAAAAUACACGCGAAGAACAGUAGUGCCAACGACGUCCCUACGCCCCCCGUCGUGCACAAAUGCGACAUUUGCAAACAAACAUUUAACAAUUCGUACGACGCAACGUCGCAUACCUGCCAGACGUCGACCGGCGAGUCGGUCUACAGGUGUCAGAUUUGUAAGAAUGCGUAUUUAGGUAGGAACGCUUUGGUGGAUCAUAUGCGUAUGCAUUUGGAGGAAACCGACUAACUGUUUCGAUAUUGUAUUAGUUAUCGUAGUUGUAAGUCAGUAGAUAUUGUGAACGUCAUUGUAGUUUUAAAUAAGACGAUUAUUUUCUCUGAGAGAUCUGCUUUGCACUGUGACAUACCUUACUUCUAUUAAGUUGCUUGUUAUCUGACUGAAAAUGCUCUUGUUAAUUAAGAUGACCGGUGAUAUUCGUUUUUAACGUAUUGGGGUCUGCAGGUGGACAUUUUUUUAAAAAUUGACAUUGUGACAUAGUGUUUAAUCAAUGUUUGUGAUUAAAUUUUAAAUUUUCUUUUCAAAUUUUUUUUGUAAGAACUUGUAUUUUUAGUUUUACAGCUCUCUGUAUAGGUAGUUUAAUUAUAUUAUAUUACUGAUUUCAGUGUUUAAUAUGUUUUUUUAAUCUAUUAU
Messenger RNA from Photinus pyralis (common eastern firefly), 2873 nucleotides. RefSeq names its product zinc finger protein 354A-like. Gene Ontology annotation, cellular component: nucleus. The record is from RefSeq and is a predicted model, not a curated record. Lineage: Eukaryota; Metazoa; Arthropoda; Insecta; Coleoptera; Lampyridae. Bases 357 to 2471 code for a protein of 704 amino acids. The transcript has 4 exons. Gene Ontology annotation, molecular function: zinc ion binding.